GUGCGCGCCAAUCCUCUCCUUGUCUGACUGGGCGCCUUGGAGACGCGGGCGAUUUCUUUCAUCACGAGAGCAAAGAGCGACCGAUCUCGUACAGUGAGAUCUCGCCUUCUAGCCGGGAGAUCGCCACGCGAUACAUCUCACGUGCCAUUUGUUUACAUCGGAGCGGGGGAUGGUGAAGAACCGGCGUCCACAUCGUGUUCUCGUCUCUUCUCUCUUUCACUGAUCUCAACGCAAAGUUCAACGAGGCCGCGUUGGGGACCAUGCAGGAGCCAGAAAAGGCUCAACAUGAAGGCAUGGCUGAGGGAGACGAGGCUCUAGGUCAGACGCCGGUGCAAAGCGAGGAUGUCGAGUCGGCUCAACAGCCGAGUCUCGUGAAUGGUGUUGAAGCGAAGGACGUCGAGGUGGAGAGGAGUGGGGAAGACGGUGUUAGUGAAGGACUGCAGGAGGACGAUAGGGACGACAAGAAGGUGGCUAGUUCGAGAGGUAGAGUACCGCAUAGAAGAUAUCUAACAUCUGGAAGACAGACUAGGACCUUCUACAAUACGAGAGUUGGACGGCCUGCUGGACCGAUCAACCCAGCCGCAUGGCAGCAGCAGCAAGCAUGGCAAUCAUAUAUUCACAAUCAGCGUUAUGCAAACGCAUACAUGUCACAAUAUGGGUAUGCAAAUCCUUAUACUACUACCAGUUGGUAUCGUGGUGAUUUUCGUCCGUCUUCUGUUGGGUCUCCUCAUGGUCUUCAUCUUGUUAGUCGCUCACAGCCUCAACAGGAGCAACUUAGUGCAACUAAUAUUUACAUACGUGCUCUUGCACCAGACACAAAGGAUGAGGAUCUAGAAGAGUUGUGUAGAGAGUAUGGAGAAAUAUCUAGUGUAAAGGCAAUUAUUGAUAAGAACUCAGGAGAUUGUAAAGGAUAUGGUUUUGUUGAUUUUGUAUCACAUGAUGAUGCUAAGAGAGCUGUAGAGCAGUUAAAACGCCGUAGUUUGCAAGCUCAAUUUGCUAAACUUACUGCUAAUGACCCACAGUGGAAACGACAGCAGGAAGCUGACCCUACGAAUCUGUAUUUACAGAAUUUACCCAAGACUUUGGAUGAAAAGCAAUUGGAACAGAUGUUAACUCCAUAUGGUAAAGUUGUGUCAACAAGAAUCAUGAAAGAUCCUAUGACUAACCUUAGUAAAGGUGUUGGAUUUGCACGAAUGAGUGCAAAAGAACAAUGUGAUGAGAUCAUCAAGAAAUUCAAUGGCACAACUCUUGCUGGUGCUGACCAGCCUCUUGUUUGUAAGUUUGCCGAAGCGGCGUCAAACAAGCGUCGAUUCCACACGACUCCGAUGGAUCACAGACGGUUGAGUGGUGAUGCAGAGCUACUGAACGAGCAUCAGAGAAUCGGUCACCAACGAACGUUAGGUAAUACAAUGAUGCCUGGUCAGUAUGUGCAAGGCAUUCCAUCUCCACAAGGAUCGUAUCAUAUGGCACAUGCUCAACCAAACUGGAUGCAGACACAGCAAGGAUACAUUGUACAGCCUGCUGUGCAAUCGCCGACAGUUACAGUCGCCAAUCAUCAGUCUAUGGAUCAGAAUGUACACUACACGAAUAUCGUCCCUCACCUCACCAGCCAAAUGCAGCAUAUGCAUCUGUCCUCUCACUCUAUUCCUCAGCAACAGCAGCACCAGUCGCCGUACGUUGCUACUCAACUACAGCAUCCACCGCAACAGUCACAGUGGGCUCUUUCACAUCACCAAGGACCACUAAUGCACUUGCAAACAGAGGAUGGUGUUGGCCUUGUUCAUUCUUCCUCGGAUGCUUCCCCUGACCUUCCAUUGAGUAUGACACUUACUCCUCAGCAACACACUGGACAGACGUUGUUAUCCCCUACUGACCACAUGUCACCCCAACUGUUGAGCCAUGAAGAUCACCUACAGCUUCCAAAUUUUAACUACAGUGGUCAUCAUGCAGCUUGGCCAACCUCUUGAUGUAUUAUGUAUUGUCUUGAUUGGAUUAUGGAGAGAUGGGAGAGACAUGUCAGUGAGUGAUGCGAUAUUCAGAGAAUGAGAACUGUGUGGUUUAAUUAAUAUUAGCAACUUCUCAGAUGAGAGAACUAAUUUUUGAAUGGUGAGAUGUGAAUUCCCGAUUAAUAUGUGUAGAGUCCUUGUGAAAAUGUCCCAAGCUUAGUUGUGAGUAGUGUGAAUAGUGAUACUCCUGCUGUGUUGUUUUAUGCCUAGAGACUCAACACUCUAGUUUCUGCUAGUUUUGUACCCGUCAAGAUUUUAAGGAGUCUAUUUUUCGUGUGAAGCCACCCAACCCAAAUACACCAGGUCUACUAUCCUGCUGA
Molecule: messenger RNA, 2326 nt
Organism: Corticium candelabrum
Lineage: Eukaryota; Metazoa; Porifera; Homoscleromorpha; Homosclerophorida; Plakinidae
Product: RNA-binding motif, single-stranded-interacting protein 1-like
Exons: 12
Coding region: 261-1967 (568 amino acids)
Cellular component (GO): ribonucleoprotein complex; cytoplasm; nucleus
Molecular function (GO): mRNA binding
Source: RefSeq, a predicted model, not a curated record